Messenger RNA from Manis pentadactyla (Chinese pangolin), 1803 nucleotides. It is a transcript of the gene TPRA1, whose product is annotated as transmembrane protein adipocyte associated 1. The coding region runs from base 382 to 1473 and encodes 363 amino acids. Gene Ontology annotation, biological process: G protein-coupled receptor signaling pathway. Gene Ontology annotation, cellular component: plasma membrane. The record is from RefSeq and is a predicted model, not a curated record. The transcript is spliced from 11 exons. Lineage: Eukaryota; Metazoa; Chordata; Mammalia; Pholidota; Manidae. Gene Ontology annotation, molecular function: G protein-coupled receptor activity.
GGCUACUGGAGGCUGGGGGGCGGGCCUGAGCGCUACAAGUAGGGACUGUGAAUGUUUUUGUAGUUUUGGCUGAAAGAAAAGGACGCUCCUGCCUUCCGGGUUGCUGCAGCUGGCAAGGGCUGCACGGUGUCCUGGGGGCCAGUGGGCCCUGCGGGCCCGGCGAGCUGAACACUCUCGACGCCGCCAGCUUGCCCCGAUUUUCGUGGAGCCUGCCUCCCUCGGCUCUUGCGCGACGCUCCCCGGCCCCGUUGUCAGCUCCGCGCACGGGAGGCCGGAAUCCCGGAGCCCCUGCGCGGUCAGCGCACCCACUACAGCGAAUGGGCCGCCCUGGCGGCGGGGCCUGAGAGCGGGCUGAGGCCCUCAGGGCUGGCUGCUGGCGGGAUGGACACCCUGGGAGAGGUGAUUGGCCUGAACGGGAGCAUAGUGCCGCCCCCGCCCCUGGCACCCAACCUCAGUGUGCCGCAUCGCUGUCUGCUGCUGCUCUAUGAGGACAUUGGUACCUCUAGGGUCCGGUACUGGGACCUCCUGCUGCUCAUCCCCAAUGUGCUGUUCUUCAUCUUCCUGCUCUGGAAGCUUCCGUUUGCUCGGGCCAAGAUCCGCGUCACCUCCAGCCCCAUUUUUAUCACCUUCUAUAUCCUGGUGGUCGUGGUGGCACUGGUGGGCAUCGCCCGGGCCGUGGUGUCCAUCAGCACCUCGGAUGCUGCAACUGUCGCAGAUAAGAUCCUGUGGGAGAUUACCCGCUUCUUCCUGCUGGCCAUCGAGCUGAGUGUGGUCAUUCUUGGCCUUGCCUUCGGUCACCUGGAGAGCAAGUCGAGCAUCAGGAGGGUGCUGGCCAUCACCACCGUGCUGUCCCUGGCCUACUCUGUCACCCAGGGGACACUGGAGAUCCUGUACCCUGAUGCCCACCUCUCUGCUGAGGACUUCAACAUUUAUGGGCACGGGGGCCGCCAGUUCUGGCUGGUCAGCUCCUGCUUCUUCUUCCUGGUCUACUCUCUGGUGGUCGUGCUUCCCAAGACCCCACUGAAGGAGCGCAUCUCCCUGCCCUCGCGGAGGAGCUUCUACGUGUACGCAGGCAUCCUGGCGCUGCUCAACCUGCUUCAGGGGCUGGGAAGCGCGCUGCUCUGUGCCGACAUCAUCGAGGGGCUCUGCUGUGUAGAUGCCACCACGUUCCUCUACUUCAGCUUCUUUGCGCCCCUCAUCUACGUGACCUUCCUCCGGGGCUUCUUCGGCUCGGAGCCCAAGAUCCUGUUCUCCUACAAAUGCCAAGUGGACGAGACCGAGGAGCCGGACAUGCACCUGCCCCAGCCGUAUGCCGUGGCCCGGCGCGAGGGCCUGGAGGCAGCCGGGGCUGCCAGCACACAGUUCGACGUGGCCGGCGGGGUGGCCUACCUGGAUGACGUGGCCUCCAUGCCCUGCCACACGGGCAGCAUCAACAGCACAGACAGCAAGCGCUGGAAGGCGAUCAAUACCUGAGUGCUGAGACCCGAGAGGAGGCCAGGGAGCAGAGAGUCCAUGUGGAGAAGGGCGAGGCCACGGCAGCAGCCUUGGGCAGGCCCCGUCCUGCCCUCCCGGCCUCAUGUUGCCCUCAGCCACCUCUGCUCUAGCUGGGGGGCUACCUCCCAUCUCUACCUGCCAUCUCCCUGCUCAGGGACAUGGCCAAGACUUUGAUCAGGACUGGUCUGGCCCUCCCCACCCCUCUGCCCACUCCCCACGGCACUGUGGCCUCCACAAAGUCUGCUCUAGUGGGUGGGUUGAAGUGUGUAUAUUUUCUUGAUCUAUUUUUUAAUAAAAAGGAAAAUGAGA